Penicillium salamii is the source of this 945-nucleotide messenger RNA. NCBI's taxonomy places the organism in Eukaryota, Fungi, Ascomycota, Eurotiomycetes, Eurotiales, Aspergillaceae. The record is from the annotation of a GenBank genome assembly.
AUGGCCCAAUAUUACCCCCAGCAACAGGGAUAUCCCCCUCAAGGCUCCGCACAAAACCUCCAGUUCUUCCCCUCGUCCUACUCUUCCGUCUCUGGCCACACGACCCCUUCACAAGCAUCCUAUGGCGCCGGGUUUGGCGGCGCCCCCAAUCCCUCUGCGCAGGCCUACCCAGCUGCUGGCGCGUAUGGAUUUGGAUCACCAGCUGCUGGCGUCAGUGGACGCAUGGGCGAUCAAGGGGGCCUGAGGACCGGUUGGUUAGCCGCGUUUGGCACAGAGGGGUAUGACGGGGAGCCACCGCUGCUCGAGGAGUUAGGAGUCAACUUUGAACAUAUCCGGACUAAGACUUUGACGGUUCUCAAUCCUUUUGCUUCGAUCGAUAACCAUCUUAUGGACGAUAGUGAUCUCUACGGAGCACUGCUUUACAUCGUCUUGUACGGCACUUUCCUUCUCCUCUCCGGAAAGGUCUUCUAUGGCUAUAUCUACGGUGUGGCGGUCUUUGGCACAGUUGCCUUGCACAUGAUUCUUAGCCUCAUGUCUCCUGCCCUCGACACAGCUCCUACCCCCAACGCCGCUGACCCUAACAACUACAACCCUCACCACAAACCUUCUAUGUCCAAUGCCUCCACCGCCGGUCAUUUCUCCGCUACCCUGACCUUCCCUCGCUCCGCCAGUGUCCUGGGCUACUGUUUCCUUCCUUUGGUUCUUACCAGUCUGAUUGGUAUCCUCAUUCCCAUGGAUACCUUGUUCGGAUAUCUCUUGACAAUUGCCGCGGUUGGCUGGUGUACCUACAGUUCCUCGGGCAUGUUCUGUGCGGUGGCCCGCAUGAGCGGGAUGCGGGGACUGGUGGCUUACCCGCUGGCCUUGUUCUAUGUUGUCUUUGGCAUCAUGGGCAUCUUCUCCUCUCGUGGAUCUGGCUCGCUGGCUGCGAAAACAGGCGCGGCUUAG